ACUGUUGAUCUAUAUACCAAAGAGUUAUCAAUUCAUUAUUAAAUAUUAAGUGAUAGUUGCAAAUCAAACACUGAGUGUUACUGAAUGACUUAACAUUAAAUUCUGUCAAAAAAAAAGAAAAUAUUUUUUAAAUUGUACAUUGUUAUACAAGUGUAAAAAUAAUUUUUGAAAAUCUAAAAAUGUCUUCAGCUUAUCCACUUGAACAUGAAUCUGUGACAAUAUUUAGAGAAUAUCUACGAAUACCAACAGUUCAACCAAAUGUCAACUACAAUGAAUGUAUAAAGUUUCUGGAACGUCAAGCUCAAAGACUUGGUCUUCCAUUAAAAGUUUUUUAUAUGACACCAGAAAAACCAGUUGUAAUUAUUACAUGGGUAGGACAAAAAUCUGAAUUGCCAUCUUUAUUACUCACUUCUCAUAUGGAUGUUGUUCCAGUAUAUCCUGAGAAGUGGAUAUAUGACCCAUUUUCUGCACACAAAGAUGAAAGUGGAAAUAUUUAUGCUAGAGGUGCACAAGACAUGAAAUGUGUUGGUAUUCAGUAUUUAGAAACCAUCAGAAAGUAUAUAACAGAAAAACUCAAAUUGAAAAGAACCAUACAUAUAUGUUUUACACCAGGUAAAUACAAUAAUUAUAUUGUUCUUGAAAAUAAAAUAUUUGUUUUUGUAAAUUUAGAUGAAGAAAUUGGAAGUAAAUUUGGAAUGGCUAAAUUUGUAACAACUUCGGAGUUUGCAAAAUUAAAUGUUGGUUUUGCUCUGGAUGAAGGAAUAGCAACACCACAUGAAGCUUUUGAUGUAUACUAUUGUGAAAGAACUUCUUGGUAUUUAAUUAUAACUUGUACUGGCCAGACUGGACAUGGUUCAAUAUUACAUGAAAAUACAGCCGGAGAAAAAUUACAAUUUAUUAUCAAUAAAUUUAUGAAUUGGAGAGAAUAUGAAAAGACUAAAUUACAAAACAGUGAUUUGGAACUUGGAGAUGUGACAACUAUAAACUUAACAAUGAUAAAUGGGGGGUGUCAGAUAAAUGUUGUGCCAACUGAAUUAUCAGUUACUUUUGAUAUACGGUUAGCAAUUGAUGUAGACAUUAAAAAAAUGAUGGAAACUGUAGAAGAAUGGUGUCGUAGUGCUGGUCCAGGCGUUUACGUUCAGUUUAAGGACAACCCAAUUCGUGUUAGACCAACUAAAGUUGAUGAUACUAAUCCAUGGUGGAUUGCAUUCAAGAAUGAAUGUGAUAAAAUGGACAUGAAAAUCAAUACUCGUAUAUUCCCCGCAGGAACAGAUAGCAAAUUUAUAAGAAAUGUUGGUAUACCAGCUUUGGGAUUUUCCCCAAUGAACCAAACAAAAACUUUAUUGCAUGAUCAUAAUGAAUUUCUUAAUGAAAAAACAUUUAUCAGAGGUUUGGAUAUUUAUUAUAAUAUAAUCAAAGGACUUACAUCGGUUUGAAAUUCUAAUUAUCAAUUAGAAUUGUAUUUACUAAUAAUUAAACAAUUGAUUUUUAAAAAAAAAAUGUAUUAAAAUAAUAAAA
Molecule: messenger RNA, 1518 nt
Organism: Myzus persicae (green peach aphid)
Lineage: Eukaryota; Metazoa; Arthropoda; Insecta; Hemiptera; Aphididae
Product: aminoacylase-1A-like
Exons: 6
Coding region: 180-1436 (418 amino acids)
Biological process (GO): amino acid metabolic process
Cellular component (GO): cytoplasm
Molecular function (GO): aminoacylase activity
Source: RefSeq, a predicted model, not a curated record